CGUCGGUAGGGUCGGCGGCGGAGGCGGGUGGGAAAUGGCGGAGUACUUGGCGUCCAUCUUCGGGACCGAGAAAGACAAGGUCAACUGCUCCUUUUAUUUCAAAAUUGGGGCAUGUCGCCAUGGAGACAGAUGCUCUCGGUUGCACAAUAAACCGACCUUUAGCCAGACCAUUGCCCUCUUGAACAUUUACCGUAACCCUCAAAACUCUUCCCAGUCUGCUGACGGUUUGCGCUGUGCCGUGAGCGACGUGGAGAUGCAGGAGCACUAUGAUGAGUUCUUUGAGGAGGUCUUCACCGAGAUGGAGGAGAAGUACGGAGAGGUGGAGGAGAUGAACGUGUGCGACAACCUGGGCGACCACCUCGUGGGCAACGUGUACGUGAAGUUUCGCCGGGAGGAAGAUGCUGAAAAGGCUGUGAUCGACUUGAAUAACCGUUGGUUCAAUGGGCAGCCCAUCCAUGCGGAGCUGUCCCCCGUGACCGACUUCCGGGAAGCCUGCUGCCGGCAGUACGAGAUGGGGGAGUGCACGCGAGGUGGCUUCUGCAACUUCAUGCACCUGAAGCCCAUCUCAAGGGAGCUGCGGCGAGAGCUGUAUGGGCGUCGGCGCAAGAAGCAUCGCUCCCGGUCCCGAUCCCGGGAGCGCCGCUCUCGUUCCCGAGACCGUGGUCGCGGAGGUGGAGGCGGCGGCGGGGGCGGUGGGGGCCGGGAGCGUGACCGGAGGCGAUCCCGGGACCGGGAGCGCUCGGGCCGCUUCUAAGCCCGGCUGGGAGGAGCUGUGGUGGUGGGUCAACCAAACCAGUUCAUAGUGGGGAUUUUUUUUAAAAAACAACAAAAAAAAACAAAGAUGGGUUUCUGAAUAAACUUUGUAGUGAUACAGUA
This is a messenger RNA of Ochotona curzoniae (black-lipped pika), 876 nucleotides long. RefSeq names its product U2 small nuclear RNA auxiliary factor 1 (gene U2AF1). Gene Ontology annotation, molecular function: pre-mRNA 3'-splice site binding; metal ion binding. Gene Ontology annotation, cellular component: spliceosomal complex; U2AF complex. The transcript is spliced from 8 exons. Gene Ontology annotation, biological process: mRNA splicing, via spliceosome. The record is from RefSeq and is a predicted model, not a curated record. Bases 35 to 754 code for a protein of 239 amino acids. Lineage: Eukaryota; Metazoa; Chordata; Mammalia; Lagomorpha; Ochotonidae.